AUGACUUGGCACAAUGACCAUGCAAAUGAGGAUGGGGUGAUGCGUCAUUGUUCAGAUGCUCCUGCUUCGAAGCAUUUCAAUCAAACUCAUCCAACCUUUGCAAUGGAGGCCCGAAAUGUCAGACUCGGCCUUUGGACUGAUGGAUUUCAACCAUUUGGUCAAUCUGGGCAACAGUAUUCUUCAUGGCCAGUAAUAUUAACUCCAUACAAUUUGCCACCAGGUAUGUGUAUGAAAGAUGAGUACAUGUUCCUGACAAUUACCAUACCUGGUCCCAAGAAUCCAAAAGAGAAGCUUGAUGUCUACAUGCAACCAUUAGUGAAGGAAAUGAAAGAACUUUGGGAAAUUGGUGUGAAUACUUACGAUGCUUUCCAGCAGAACAAUUUUAUUAUGCGUGCUGCUUUAAUUUGGACUAUUAGUGACUUCCUUGCUUAUUCAAUACUCUCAGGUCAUCGAAAGUUUUUGCCUGACGACCACCCUUUCUGUCGAAACAAGAUAUCUUUUAUUAAAAACCGAACUGUCUCCAAGUCACCGCCACCAAUUAGAACUGGAGAAUACUUGCUAAAAGAAAUUGAGCAAAUUGGGUUGAUGCGGAUAAUAGACAUUGACAGUCAUGAAAUAAAUGGUCGGCUUUCAAAGACAACUGGUUGGCGUAAGCGGUGCAUAUUAUGGGAUUUGCCAUAUUGGUCAUCAAAUAUGAUUCGCCACAAUCUUAAUGUAAUGCACAUUGAAAAGAAUGUAUUUGAAAAUAUUUUUAAUACAGUGAUGAAUAUGGAGGGGAAGACGAAAGACAAUAUAAAAUCACGGGAAGAUUUAAAUGAAAUAUGCAGGAGACCAGAAUUAAAGAAAGAUCCAAUUAGCGAAAAAUAUCCAAAAGCAAGUUAUUGUUUGGACAAGCAAUCAAAGAUGAUACUGUGUGAUUGGCUUAAAACACUGAAAUUCCCUGACGGAUAUGUUUCCAAUCUAGGGAGAUAUGUUGAUAGUCGGAAGCUUAGACUUUUUAGUAUGAAAAGCCACGAUUGUCAUGUUUUCAUGCAACAAAUUCUUUCUAUAGCUCUCAGAGAAUUGUUACCGAAUAAUGUUUGGCAACCAAUAACAGAGCUUAGCAAUUUCUUUAGAGAACUUACUUUAACUACACUUACUAAUUGGGACAUGCAACGGUUAAAUGAACAAAUUCCUAUGAUCCUUUGUAAGGUUGAACGAGUAUUUCCUCCAAGUCUGUUUGAUUCAAUGGAACAUUUACUAGUACACCUUGUAUAUGAGACAUUAAUUGCAGGACCAGUACAAUAUCGGUGGAUGUACCCAUUUGAGAGAUACCUGAGAAAGUUAAAGAACAAUGUCAAAAAUAAAGCAAGGGUCGAAGUUUCAAUAUGCAAUGCUUACUUGGUAGAAGAAGCAGGUAGAACACUCGGAAAGGGAAAAUCAGGAUAUAUGACUGAAGAUGAAAUCCAAGCUGCUCAAACAUAUAUUCUCUUAAAUUAUCCAGAGGUGAAAACAUAUAUUGACAUUUAUGUAGAGCGAGUAAAGUCGGCACAACCAAAUAUCACAAAUGCAGCUAUUGAUGAAAAACUGGAGAGAGAGUUUGGCCAAUGGUUUUACAAGUAUGCCCAUGAAUUGCAGAACAAUGUAGAAAAUCAGCUUAUACAAGAUCUGUCUAAUGGACCACUCAGAAGUGUCACCAAUUUUGAUGGGUAUUGUGUCAAUGGAUGUAAAUUCAACACAAUCAAUGGAAAUUCAAGCACCAAGGUGCAUAGACAGUAUAGAAUAGUCGAUAUUAACAAUAAGCGAAGAUACACUAAGUACGAGCUAUUUGUAUUAGUCUCUCAGGCAACACAAGUCGUUUAUGCUUCAUACCUGAGCAAGCGUCGUGACAAAAAUAAUUGGUGGGCUGUGAUGAAAGUUAAAAGUAGACCUGUUGUUGAUGUAAUACCCGGCUAG
This is a messenger RNA of Manihot esculenta (cassava), 1935 nucleotides long. RefSeq lists its product as uncharacterized. The coding region runs from base 1 to 1935 and encodes 644 amino acids. The record is from RefSeq and is a predicted model, not a curated record. The transcript is spliced from 6 exons. Lineage: Eukaryota; Viridiplantae; Streptophyta; Magnoliopsida; Malpighiales; Euphorbiaceae.